UAUUUUCUUCUUUAUUAGAUCGAUCGGCAGUGAUAAAAAGGCACUAAAAUACCAAUAAAAAAAAAAGGAAGAAGGAGAAGAAGAAGAAGCGAGUUCUCUUUUCGUCCUCUUCCCUCUCCGCUUACAUUCUCGCCCUUGAUCCGCUGAGAAAGUGGGAGCUCUACUUCAUCGCCAUUCGGAUCCAAAGACAGCCAUCGGCUACUAAUGCUCAUACGAGGUGUUGAACUGCAUUUCCGGUACCGUAGAGGCUGGAUGACGGGGGGAUUCGGUGUUUUAUUUCCGAUUGAGGGCUGAGUUUUUGCCGAGUUUUUGGGUGGGGCUGGUGAUUCGGCGACGUUUUGCUGGAGAUUGAGGUAGACGGGAGCUCGACCAGUUGGAAUGGGGGGAGAUUCGAUGUAUUUAAGUAGUGGGAUCGGAUCUUAAUGCUUGGUAAGGGAGGAAAGAAUGUCGGCAGCGGCUACGGAUAAUGCAAGGAGUGGCCAUGUUGAAAGGGACAUCGAGCAGGCUAUUACUGCUCUUAAAAAAGGGGCAUAUUUACUCAAGUAUGGGCGCAGAGGCAAGCCCAAGUUUUGCCCAUUUAGACUGUCUAAUGACGAAUCCAUGUUAAUAUGGUUCUCAGGCAAAGAUGAAAAACACUUAAAACUAAAUCAUGUAUCCCGGAUCAUGCCAGGACAGCGAACUGCAAUUUUUCAGAGAUACCCUCGGCCUGAGAAGGAAUGCCAAUCUUUUUCUCUUAUCUAUAGUGAUAGGUCCCUGGAUCUUAUAUGCAAAGAUAAAGAUGAAGCUGAAGUUUGGUUUGCUGGUCUGAAAACAUUGAUAUCACGCAGCCAUCAGCGGAAAUGGAGGACCGAAUCAAGGAGUGAUGGAGUAUCGUCUGGAACACAUAGUCCAAGGACAUAUACCAGGAGAAGUUCACCUUUAAGUUCUCCUUUUGGUAGCACUGACAGUAUGCAAAAGGAUGGAAGUGAUCCCUUACGAGUUCGGAGCCCAUAUGAUAGUCCACCAAAAAAUGGUUCGGAUAAGUCAUUCUCUGGUGCAGUAUAUGCUGUUCCUCCAAAGGGUUUUUUCCCUACGGACUCUGCUUCUGCUUCAGUUCAUUCUUUGUCAUCUGGAUGCUCAGAUAGUUUAAAUGGGAACAUGAGGGGUAUGAAUAUGGAUGCAUUUAGAGUUAGCCUAUCAAGUGCUGUGAGUUCAUCAAGUCAAGGAUCUGGCCAUGAUGAUGGAGAUGCUUUAGGCGAUGUUUUCUUAUGGGGGGAAGGAAUUGGGGAUGGAAUUUUAGGUGGAGGAAACAAUAGAGUUGGAAGCUGUUCUAGCAGUAAAAUGGACUCUCUGAUUCCAAAAGCCUUGGAAUCUGCUGUGAUUCUUGAUGUUCAGAAUAUUUCUUGUGGUGGACAACAUGCUGCGCUUGUUACUAAACAAGGAGAGAUCUACUCUUGGGGCGAAGAAUCUGGAGGAAGGCUCGGACAUGGAGUGGACUCUGAUGUAUCACAGCCUAAGCUCAUUGAUGCUCUAGUCAAUAUGAACAUUGAACUUGUUGCAUGCGGUGAGUAUCAUACUUGUGCUGUUACUCUGUCUGGCGACUUGUACACUUGGGGUGAUGGUACUUUCAAUUAUGGGCUUCUUGGUCACGGAAAUGAAGUGAGCCACUGGGUGCCAAAAAGGGUUAACGGUCCUCUUGAAGGUAUUCAUGUCUCAUAUAUUUCAUGUGGACCUUGGCAUACUGCCGUUGUCACAUCGGCUGGACAGUUAUUUACUUUUGGAGAUGGAACUUUUGGUGUUCUUGGUCAUGGAGACCGAAAGAGUGUUUUGAUACCGAGGGAAGUAGAAUCUCUGAAGGGUUUACGCACGGUAAGAGCAGCUUGUGGUGUUUGGCACACUGCUGCAGUUGUUGAAGUUAUGGUGGGAAAUUCAAGUUCUAGCAAUUGUUCUUCUGGCAAACUAUUUACAUGGGGAGAUGGAGAUAAAAGUCGUCUUGGGCAUGGUGACAAGGAACCCAAACUCGUGCCUACUUGUGUUGCUGCUGUGGUUGAUCCAAACUUUUGCCAAGUUGCUUGUGGCCACAGCCUGACUGUUGCCCUUACAACUUCAGGCCAGGUUUACACCAUGGGAAGUACUGUCUAUGGUCAACUUGGAAGCCCCCAAGCAGAUGGAAAGGUCCCUGUACGUGUUGAAGGAAAGCUCUUGAAAAACUUUGUGGAGGAAAUAUCUUGCGGUGCUUAUCAUGUUGCGGUUUUGACUUCAAGAACUGAAGUUUAUACUUGGGGUAAAGGCGCAAGUGGCCGUUUAGGCCAUGGGGAUACUGAUGAUAGAAGCACCCCAACAUUGGUUGAAGCAUUGAAAGACAAACAAGUUAGAAGUGUUGUAUGCGGAACUAAUUUUACUGCAGCUGUUUGUAUUCACAAGUGGAUUUCUGGCGUGGAUCAGUCCAUGUGCUCAGGCUGUCGGCUUCCAUUUAAUUUUAAAAGAAAACGUCACAAUUGUUACAACUGUGCCCUUGUAUUCUGUCAUUCUUGCAGUAGUAAAAAAUCUCUUAAAGCUUCAAUGGCUCCCAAUCCUAACAAACCUUAUCGUGUUUGUGAUAGCUGCUUCAACAAGCUAAUGAAGGCAUUUGAGAAUGAUUCAUCAUCUCAUUCUGCAGCUAACAGAAAAGGAGGUACCAUUCAGGGCCUCAAUGACGUGGUUGAUAAGGAGGAGAAGAUUGAUUCAAAAUCUCAAGUACAAACCUCCAAAUAUUCAUCAUUAGAAUCUUUAAGGAGUAUGGAUGGUAGAUCUAAGAGAAACAAGAAGCUAGAAUUUAGCAGCAGUCGUGUUUCUCCAAUACCAAAUGCAGGCUCAAAUUGGGGCUCUCUUAACUUAUCUAAAUCUUUCAAUCCAGUAUUUGGAACAUCAAAGAAAUUCUUCUCAGUCUCUGUUCCUGGUUCAAGAAUUGUUUCUCGUGCAACUUCACCUAUAUCUAGAAGGCCUAGCCCUCCUCGUUCUACCACACCAACACCAACCAUUGGUGGAUUAACUUCUCCAAAAUUUGCAGUUGAUGAUGGAAAAAGGACAAAUGACAGCUUAAGCCAAGAGGUGCUUCGACUGAAGGCUCAGGUGGAGAAUCUCACUCGGAAGGCUCAGCUACAAGAAGUUGAACUGGAAAGAACGUCAAAACAGCUUAAGGAGGCUAUUUCGAUUGCCGGAGAAGAAACUGCAAAAUGUAAAGCAGCCAAAGAAGUCAUCAAGUCGCUCACUGCACAAUUGAAAGAUUUGGCUGAAAGACUACCCGUUGGAGCAACCAAAAACAGUAAACUUUCUUCCUUGACAUCGUUGAGCUCUAUUGCAGCUAUCAAUGACAUCUCUGCUGCUUCUAUUGAGCAAAUGGGUAACUUCAACGGUAAUCCCGAGCCAGAUUCAAACUGUUCAAAUGGACUAAUAGCUACUAGUGCAGCUAGUUCCAUUGGCCAUCGAAGCAGAGGUGGUCAUUCUGAAACAACAAAGAAUGGAAGCAAAUUGACCGAUGGAGAUACCAAUCAAGAGUCUGAAUGGGUUGAGCAAGAUGAACCAGGCGUUUAUAUCACACUAAUUUCUUUGCCAGGUGGUGUUAAAGAUCUCAAGCGGGUUCGAUUCAGCCGGAAGAGAUUCAGUGAAAAACAAGCAGAGCAAUGGUGGGCAGGGAACAGAGCCAGGGUUUAUGAACAAUACAAUGUGAGGAUGGUUGACAGAUCAAGCACUGUAAGCUGCAGUGGAACUGAUGGAGCUCACUGAAGGCCUGUACGUUCAUUCACCCAGUUUUUAAAGUAUGGAUUCACGCCCACCCGUCUAAAAAUGAGGAGAAAAAAAAAAAUUAAAAUUAAAAUCAGGGUACUGCCAAAUUUCUCACUGAUCAAGUAGUUGUAUAUGUGGCUAUUAUUUUAUUUUAGCCCUUUAAAAGAAAAAAAAAAGGGGCUAUGAUAAAAUGGGGGUUAUGAGCUGGUUUUUCAAUAUAUAAUAUAUAUUUUUUAAUUAUUAUUAUUAUUAUUAUUUCCUUGUGUGGUUAGUAGAGUUUCGUUAGUGGUGAGGAAUGUAUAGUGGCUGGGGGUCGAAUUCUUGUAAAUUCGAAGUAAUCAUCUUCAUCUAUCUACCUCUCAUCAUCUUGGAGAGAUGUAGCCUAACCAUUUUAUCCAAGAGCUUAAGGUUUUAUUAUCCCC
Dendrobium catenatum is the source of this 4166-nucleotide messenger RNA. Its product is annotated as PH, RCC1 and FYVE domains-containing protein 1. The coding region runs from base 445 to 3744 and encodes 1099 amino acids. The transcript has 9 exons. NCBI's taxonomy places the organism in Eukaryota, Viridiplantae, Streptophyta, Magnoliopsida, Asparagales, Orchidaceae. The record is from RefSeq and is a predicted model, not a curated record. Gene Ontology annotation, molecular function: metal ion binding.